GAUGAAGUCGAAUCUCACGCAGAAGUUUCCACAGACGAAGGGGGUUAGAUGGUUCAAUCUCGCGGUGCUCACUAUCACACCACUUGUGGCAGCGUAUGGCCUAUGGCGCGUCCCAGUCCUUCGCGAAACAGGCCUUUUCGCGGUGGUAUACUAUGUUUUUUCGAUGCUCGGAAUCACGGCAGGAUACCAUCGGCUCUGGUCGCACUGUUCCUACAACGCAUCGGUUCCCCUUCAGCUUUUCCUCCUCGCAGGAGGUACGAGUGCUGUUCAGGGCUCCUGUUACUGGUGGGCCCGGGCCCAUCGUUCACACCAUCGACACACGGACACAGAUUUGGACCCUUACAACGCAAACCGCGGACUACUUUGGACUCACAUCGGAUGGAUGAUUUUUAAGUCACAGCUACGUUCCGGCCCCUCGGAUAUCUCGGACCUUCGAAAAGACGCCCUCAUUCAGUGGCAACACCGGCACUACUUCCCGCUGGCCCUGUUCUUCGGCUAUAUUUUCCCGGCGGUCAUCCCAGGCCUGUUCUUCAACGACUGGUUGGGUGGUAUUUGCUUCUCCGCAGCCCUUCGUUUGACCCUUGCACACCAGAGCACUUUUUGUAUCAAUUCAAUUGCGCAUUGGCUAGGGACAGCACCGUAUGACGAUGCUCUCACACCUCGAGACCACUUUCUCUCCGCCGUCUUAACGAUGGGCGAGGGUUAUCACAAUUUCCACCAUCAAUUUCCAAUGGACUACCGCAACGCUUUCUUGUGGUAUCAAUACGACCCUACCAAAUGGUUCAUCGCACUGUGCGGCAAGCUGGGGCUUGCACGUCAUCUGCGCGUCUUCCCAAGCAAUGAAAUUGCGAAAGGAAAACUAGCUAUGAAGCUCAAGGAGCUGAAAGGAGUCCAAGACUCGCUGAAAUGGCCAACGCCUGCAGAUGAGCUGCCUGUUGUAACUUGGGAGACGGUUCAAGAAGAGUCGAAUUCGCGGCCUUUAAUUCUAAUAGCAGGCUUCAUCCACGACGUGUCUUCGUUCAUCGACAACCAUCCAGGUGGAAGACACCACCUCGUUGGAAAUUCUGGAAAAGAGAUGACGGCGUCGUUCUUUGGUGGCGUGUACAAGCACUCGAGCGCCGCUCAUAAGCUGUUAUCCAUGAUGAGGGUUGGCGUACUAGACGGUGGCAUGGAGAUUACACAACAAGAAGUGCCUCCAGUCCGUAAGCUAUUCAUUUCCGAAGCAGAGCGGAGGCCCCAAGUCUUGUA
Cyclocybe aegerita is the source of this 1248-nucleotide messenger RNA. Lineage: Eukaryota; Fungi; Basidiomycota; Agaricomycetes; Agaricales; Hemipholiotaceae. The record is from the annotation of a GenBank genome assembly.